AUGAUGCGUGCUUUCGCUUUAUUGUGCCUCUUUGUGGCACCUGCCUUCUCCGCAUAUUCACCUGGCUUAAAAGCAAGGUUUGACAUUUGGGGAUUUGGGAGCACUUCGUUUAUGGAUCUCCCGCGCAAUAGCGCCAGAGCAAUCCAGCAACGGUGGAUAAAAGUAGAGCGUCCAUCAAGCCCACCAGGACUGGAAAGCUUAUCACUGUGGUGCCCUCGUACCGAUUUUGCUGUCUGCGUUCUACUCGACGAUACUAAUUACAUCGCUGGAUUACAGAUAGCUCUGGACGAGGAGAAUUUCUCUAAUGCCUACCAUGACUGGAGCAGCCAGGGCUUUACAUAUUGGUCUAUCGUGGAGAACGGAGUGUCCAAGAAUUUCUGGACUGCACAGCAGUACUACAUUUCUGCCAGUACCCUAGCAACACCAGCGGCAACCCGUGUAGCCAAUCGCAAACAUGACACUAUCCUACAGGACGGUAACAUCUGGCUAAGCGGGUUUGGGGGCAAACUUUAUAACGUUUCUACCACCGUCAAAGAUUUCAUCGACAUCGAUUACACUACGCAGGCUUGCAUAGUAUGGAUGGGUGAACAUUACUAUUAUAAUAUGUCCAAAACCACCCCCUGCGGAGAAAAAAGUAUUUUGCCUUGGUUCCCUCUUGUUCAUUCUAAUCAGCUUGUUGGAGUAGGAUUUAUGGUAUUUGGGAAAAUCAACGUACCGAGUGGCAAAACCGAUUGGUUUGAAAACCCAGGCAGUCUUGCUGUAAAGUUGAUUGUACCCGAUGGUCCUGAUUGCCUCUAUGAUUUAGCGGAGAAACAGGGUGUGGUCACUAUGCAUACUUACUUCAUCAGCAAUCCAUUCUCACUCCUUUGUAUCAACUCAGGGUGGUGGUAA
Molecule: messenger RNA, 891 nt
Organism: Arctia plantaginis
Lineage: Eukaryota; Metazoa; Arthropoda; Insecta; Lepidoptera; Erebidae
Source: the annotation of a GenBank genome assembly